UUUCAGCCCGGCCAGAAAAACGGGUCACCGAGGGCCCCGGUGAGCCGGACAACGGGGCUGCCCCGGGGCCGGUGCCGGGAAGAACCUCCCGCUCCUCCUGGCAGCCUUCCGGCAGCUUUCCGUUGGGAAACAAGCGUUCGCUUUGUUCUUUCACAAGAACUAAAAAAACGGGGGAAAUCCCGAAUUUCAGCAGUGGUGCAACGGUUCCUGUAACUCCGUUUUGGCGCUGGCAGGCACAAGCCCCGCUCCGCCCCAGGGGUUUGCUCACCCUUGGCUGACUGCUGCCCUUCGGAUCCACCCCUCUGCCCCAGCCGAGGCCAAGAGCGUUCCCGUGGGCUCGGCACCGCUCCAGCGGGGGCGGCGGAGGACGGAGCACGGAGCUAUAAAUCCGACAGCGCCGGCUCCGCUCCCCAUCCCACGGGGGAAGCCAGAGGAGCUGAGGCGAGAUGGAGACCGUGGGGCUGAGCCUGGGGAUGGUCCUGCUGUGCUUGCUGCGUGUGCAGGCUGGGGAGCUGGGAACCGCGGAGCCGGACGAGAGCAAGAUUGCAGGGACGUGGUACAUCACUGCUAUGGCCUCUGACUCCGAGAGCUAUCUCCAAAAUAAGGACCACCUGAAGAUGGCGAUGGCCAGCAUUGAGGUCCUGCAGGAUGGUGACUUGAAGGUCUCCUUUGCAAUUCCCACCCCUGAAAGAUGCAUGAAGUUUGAAUCAAUCUACAAGCCAACAGACAGCCCGGGUGAAUACUACAGCACUGACAGAGGCAAUAAGACGGUGCGGCUGGUGGACACCGACGGCAGUUCCUACAUGGUUGUCUUUGCCACCAGAGAGAAAGACGGGAAGACCUUGCACAUGCUGAGACUUUACAGCAGAACCCAGUGGGUGAGACCCAAAAUCAAGUUGCUGUUCAGGAGACUUGCCAAGCUGAAUGGCUUCACCGACAAGACAAUCUGGAUUUUGCCCAGGCAGGAGGAUUGCAGACUUGGUGAACCGUAGAAAGUGCAGACUGGCUUGUGGAUGCUCCUGCCAAGCAACGCAAAACCCAUGCUCUGAAGCUCCAGACUCCUGCUCCACCAUCCUUCUUCUAAGCUCUGUUGUCAGGACUCUGACACAGUCCCUGCUUUCUGCCAAAUAAACGGAAAUCCUCCCCAA
This is a messenger RNA of Onychostruthus taczanowskii (white-rumped snowfinch), 1148 nucleotides long. Its product is annotated as extracellular fatty acid-binding protein-like. Bases 447 to 992 code for a protein of 181 amino acids. The transcript is spliced from 7 exons. Gene Ontology annotation, molecular function: small molecule binding. NCBI's taxonomy places the organism in Eukaryota, Metazoa, Chordata, Aves, Passeriformes, Passeridae. The record is from RefSeq and is a predicted model, not a curated record.